GAUGAGGGGCGUAAGAGGCUGGUCCCUGCUGUUCGAUGCUGCCGAAAGGCUAUACUAGCGGACUGCCGCCUUACAACGAGUUGCUGUGAAACGGUGGCAUCUGCACUACAGCUGCCCGACUCCCAGCUGAGAGAGCUGGACCUCAGCGGCAACGCCCUGUUGGACCUGAAGUCCCUCUCUGUUGGACUGAGGAGUCCCAACUGCCGACUGGAUUCACUUAACCUUAGCCAUAUCAACAUGGGAAGAUCGGGACCAGAGCUUCUAAAGGCUGUGCUGAUGGGUGCUCACAGCCAGCCACUUGUGUUGAGACUCACCAGUUGUGAUCUCAAAGAUGACAUUUGUGAAACCGUUGCCUCGGCUCUCCAUUCAGCUGUCUCAUGUCUGACAGAGCUGGAUCUCAGCUACAACAAACUGACAGACACAGGGGUGAAGCAGAUCUCCAGUGGUCUUAUGAGUCCACACUGUAACCUGAAGAUACUGAGAGGAGUCCUGUGGAAGUUUGUCCUCUGCUAUAGCAGUCUGUCAGCUCGAGGAGCUACGUCUGGGCUGCAACAAACUGGGCGACUCUGGAGUAAAGCUGCUGUCUGCUGGACUGAUGGAUCCACACUGUCAGAUACAGACUCUGGGGCUAAGGGAGUGUAAUCUCUCCAGACGUUCCUGUGUCUCCCUGGCUCCUGUCCUGUGGUCAUACUCAGUACUGAGAGAGCUGGACCUGAGAGACAACAGCCUGUGGUACUCUGGAAUGAGGCUCCU
Molecule: messenger RNA, 753 nt
Organism: Coregonus clupeaformis (lake whitefish)
Lineage: Eukaryota; Metazoa; Chordata; Actinopteri; Salmoniformes; Salmonidae
Product: ribonuclease inhibitor-like
Exons: 5
Coding region: 238-642 (134 amino acids)
Molecular function (GO): protein binding
Source: RefSeq, a predicted model, not a curated record